GCGAAAACGCGGAAGUGCUCCACCACUGUGAGAGAAAAAUGGCAGCCUACAGGUACGGCUACUCAGCUGUGCUGUUUAUUCUUUGUGGUUUGUCAGUGUUUCUCGUCACCAAUGGUCAAGAAACGAUACUAACGGGCGAUGACGGUGCCGCCGCGGUCGACAGUCCACAAACAGUCACCGAAACAGCGGAACAAACGGCCGAGCAGCCCGCGGUGGAAGAGAGGCAGUGGGAAGUGACCGAGGUUGAAGAGGCGAGUCCGGAUGAAGCUGCAGCCGACAAACAGGACGCUUCUGCUCCUGAAACCCUGGUCCCACCGUCGGUGCCACGACCCAAGGAUGAUUUUCAGGAGGAACUGGUCAUCAGACCGCUGCACUCAGGAGAUAUUUAUGCCAGCUUCCAGUUCCGCACCUUGUGGGAAACUGAUUUCAUGAGAGGAAAUAAAGUCUCCCACUACCGGUUGUUCCCAAAGUCUCUGGGCCAGGUCAUCUCCAAGUUCUCAGUGCGAGAGCUGCACAUCUCCUUCACGCAGGGCUACUGGAGGACCAUGCAGUGGGGGCAGCCCUUUCUGCCGGCCCCUCCUGGGGCUGAACUCUGGGUGUGGUUCCAGGACUCUGUGACAGAUGUGGAUGGCACAUGGAAAGAGCUGACGAAUGUUUUGUCGGGGAUUUUCUGCGCUUCACUCAACUUCAUUGACUCCACCAACACUGUUCAGCCCAGUGCCUCCUUCAAACCACUGGGCAUAAGCAACGUGACGGAUCACCGCUUCCUUCGCUAUGCCACUCUCCCACGAGAGAUUGUUUGCACAGAGAAUCUGACACCCUGGAAGAAACUCUUGCCAUGUGGAACCAAGGCUGGCCUCGCUGUCCUGUUGAAGUCAGAGAAACUCUUCCACAGCAGUUUUCAUUCCCAGGCGGUGCACAUCAGACCCGUGUGCGAGGACUGGCAGUGCAAAACCACAUCCUGGGAGCUGCGACAAACGCUGAGUGUGGUCUUUGACCUGCACACCUCUGGACAGGGCAAACGAGAGUGGUCUCUGUUCAAGAUGUUCUCUCGGACCCUGACAGAUGCUUGUCCACUGGCUUCCUCAAGUAAAGUCUAUAUUGACAUCACAGACAACCCUGAGGGGGAGCAGUUUGAGCUGAUCCCAGCCACUCCCCUGCUGAGCCAGGCAGUGGUGUUGGGGGACAGACGGACCUUCUCCGUCUACGAUCUGACCCAACAAAUCACCUUUGGCGCCGUGCGCUCCCUCAACCUGCUGAUCCGCUGGAAAUCCACAGAGGGUGACAUGCUUCGCCCCCUGCUCCACGGCGAGCGUUACGUGGCCGGUUAUGGGCUGCAGACGGGAGAGAUUCACACGCUGAUGUACAACAACCACCCAUACAGGUCUUUCCCUGUGCUGCUGCUAGAUUCAGUGCCCUGGUAUCUUCGUCUCUACAUCCACACCCUCACCGUCACCAGCAAGGCAAAGGACAACAAGCCUAGCUACAUCCACUAUCAGCCGUCCAAGGACCGUGUGAGGCCCCACCUGCUGGAGAUGCUGGUCCAGCUUCCUCCCAACUCCGUCACUGAGGUCACUGUGCAGUUUGAGAGGGCUCUGCUCAAAUGGACUGAAUACACCCCUGAUCCCAACCAUGGCUUCUAUGUCGGGUCUUCAGUACUCAGCUCUCUCGUACCAAGUAUUGUUGCCAUGGACACAAACAGCACACAGGAACGCCCGCUUUUCAGCAGCUUUUUUCCCUGUAAGGAGGAGUCCAGCUACUUUGUGCGCGUCUACACAGAACCUCUCCUGGUCAACUUGCCAACUCCAGACUUCAGCAUGCCUUACAAUGUCAUCUGCCUGACCUGCACUGUGGUGGCUGUGGGCUACGGCUCCCUCUACAACCUGCUAACCCGGAGCUUCCAGAUAGAAGAGCCCAGUCUGGGAUUGGCCAAGCGGAUAGCCAACAUCAUCCGCAAGAUGAGGGGUGUGCCGCCACUCUGAGGCUGGACACCAGAGCCAACUGGCUCUGUUUUUAGAAUGGAAGCGUUUCCUUUUGGUGAAACCACUGGUAAACACGUGAUAUUCAGGGAAGAACUGAGUCAAAGCACUGGUGUGAAUUUUGACUAUAUGAACAGUCAACUUGAUGUUUUUGUUUGCAAAUGGAAGGGGAUGAAUAACUCGUCAGAACAUUUAUGUAUUCAGGAUUAUUUCCUGCUGGCUAAGGACAAAAAACGUGGACUUUUUACUACUUUGGAGCUUUGUUGUUGUUUGACAAGUAAAAGUAGCCAAAGCUGUGGGGUAUGCAGCAGUGGUAAUGGAGUGGUUUUUAUUUAAUUGCUUUGUUUUGUGAAUGCUUGAAGCCAUAACUCCACUACAUUAUUUUAUAUCCACGCUGUCAAUGAGGCAUUUUGUUACUGUGAGGAAACUCUGGAAAAAUUUUGUUUCUACAAAUACGAGACUGCACCAGGAAGCCUCUUGAGUUUAGAUCACCUUUGGUCUCAUACUGCGUUCCUGACCUGCUGAUUCCCAUCUCCCUGCAAGGAAUUAGGAUUAAGAAAAUGACCCUUUAAGUUAGAGUGACUCAGUCAGAAUGUCACAUUUUAUCAAAUCUCAGGAAUGACAGGACAUUAAACUCUGAAAAACUGGGUUUCCCACAGCCAAGCAUAUUAUACACAGCAUUAAGGUGGAACUAUGGAACAUCCAGAAGUAUUUCCUCUUUAUUUAAAGUUCCAGAUGUAUUUAUCUGACACAUGUUCUGCAGUAGUUUUGAUAUAUGAAAAAUGAACACAUGCCCACAAAAAAAGUGGCCAAAACCAACGUUUUAGUUUGACAUGCCCCUAAGCGACCACAUUACUCGUCUGGAACUACUUAUCGUAUAAAAAAGGAACAGCCCUCAUACCAAACAUUUAUUUUGCACUCUAUUGGAUGCAUGCUUGAAUGUUAAAUGCGAUUGUCUUGAAAAUUAAUUGCCUUUAGUUUUUAACUCCCUCACUCAUCAGUUCAAUGCAGUUUCAGUGUGUCAUGUAGCGAGUAUAAGUUCUGCUUGUCUGACUAAAAGUCCAUUCUGUUUCACUCACAGUUAAAAAGUCCGCUGAAUGUGAGUGAUUGAAUGUGUGUGUGUCAAAACUUUAAUGUUCUUUAUUGCCUUUUAAAUAAACGGCCAAAUGUCUUUUUGA
Molecule: messenger RNA, 3157 nt
Organism: Lates calcarifer (barramundi perch)
Lineage: Eukaryota; Metazoa; Chordata; Actinopteri; Centropomidae
Gene: pigt
Product: phosphatidylinositol glycan anchor biosynthesis, class T
Exons: 11
Coding region: 39-1982 (647 amino acids)
Biological process (GO): attachment of GPI anchor to protein
Cellular component (GO): GPI-anchor transamidase complex
Source: RefSeq, a predicted model, not a curated record